CCUGCGGAAAAUGUUUGCAACCAGAAACGUGGAAAAUAUCCAGUUUCUUCCCUUUCUGACCACCGACGUAAACAACCUGGGUUGGCUAAGCUACGGUUCCCUGAAGGGCGACUGGACGUUGAUCGUGGUUAAUGCCGUGGGCGCCACCCUGCAGACGCUGUACAUCCUGGUUUACUUCGUCUUCAGCUCAGAGAAGCUUGCCGUCUUGAGGAAAACAACAGCCCUGCUGGCGGUCCUUCUCUUCGGCUACGCCUAUUUUAGCCUGAUGGUCCCCGAUCCCGUCACCCGCCUUGCCCAGCUGGGCCUCUUCUGCAGCCUCUUCACCAUCACCAUGUACCUCUCGCCCUUGGCGGAUCUGAUCAAGAUUGUGAAAAGCCGUUCCACCCGCUGUUUGUCCUUCCCGCUGACGGUCACCACCUUCCUGGCGUCGGCCAGCUGGACCUUCUACGGGCUCCUUCUGGAUGAUCUUUAUAUCGCGAUUCCCAACGUGCCAGGCAUCGCCACCAGCCUUGUACGUUUCUGGCUUUUCUGGCGUUAUCCCACCGAAAAGGAAACAAAUUACAAGCUUCUCCAGGCCUGAAGACGGGAAGGGAGCGGAGAAGAUCUCCACAGCCAGCCGAGAGAGAAAAAAACCCCUGAAAUCAGCAAACGUGCUGAUGUUGGAUUGCCCAACUCGCCUGUGGCACACAGCCUACCCACCUCUGUCCAGCAUGGGGGUUUAUUUCCAUCUGGACGGACUAAAUGCCACUCCGGGCUACUCCCGUGCAUUUUGCAGUGGGAGGGAAUGUGAACUCCCGGGGGGGGGGGGAAUAGAUCCCGAACAAGGUGAACGGGAUUCUCUCACUGGCCUCUUUAAAAGAGGUUUGCAGACCCUAAGUCUGGGGAAUGUAGAGGUUCUUCCCCACCAGAUAUUUUUGGGGGAGGGGGCAGAAAGCUGUCGGGAAAAACAUUGGAGGGUUUUGAAGAUUGAGCUUCCGAAAUCUGUUAUUUCUCUCUCUCUCCUUCGAGGACUUGAUUCAGACUGCCAAAGUUGCCUUAUCCGUCCACCAGAAAUGCCUUUUUUUACAUAAAAAUUAUCCCCCUCCUCCUUUACUCCCGCUUUCAAUUUUUUUAUUUGAUUCAGAAGAUUAAAAGACCAAGUCCAAAAGAAAAAAAAAAAUCAGGGACAAAACAAGAUGAUUAAAAAAAAUGUGAAUUAAAAAAGGACAAAAUGCCUUUAAAAAACAAAAAAUCUCCCUCUUUCGAUCCAUUGGGUUGUCUUCUAAGUGGGAGAUCUCCCUGAGGUCUUGACCUGUGGAACAUCGGGCCAAUGGAAGAGAAGAGCCCCAGGCGAAACAUUUCACGGAUGUAGCUUUAUGAGUGCCUUGCAAUAAACAGGAGAGAGAGGA
This is a messenger RNA of Protobothrops mucrosquamatus (brown spotted pit viper), 1388 nucleotides long. It is a transcript of the gene SLC50A1, whose product is annotated as solute carrier family 50 member 1. The transcript has 5 exons. Gene Ontology annotation, molecular function: sugar transmembrane transporter activity. Gene Ontology annotation, cellular component: membrane. Gene Ontology annotation, biological process: carbohydrate transport. Bases 11 to 580 code for a protein of 189 amino acids. NCBI's taxonomy places the organism in Eukaryota, Metazoa, Chordata, Lepidosauria, Squamata, Viperidae. The record is from RefSeq and is a predicted model, not a curated record.